This is a messenger RNA of Periophthalmus magnuspinnatus, 2170 nucleotides long. It is a transcript of the gene wnt11, whose product is annotated as wingless-type MMTV integration site family, member 11. Gene Ontology annotation, molecular function: cytokine activity; frizzled binding. Gene Ontology annotation, biological process: neuron differentiation; cell fate commitment; canonical Wnt signaling pathway. The transcript has 6 exons. The record is from RefSeq and is a predicted model, not a curated record. Gene Ontology annotation, cellular component: extracellular region. Lineage: Eukaryota; Metazoa; Chordata; Actinopteri; Gobiiformes; Gobiidae. Bases 422 to 1495 code for a protein of 357 amino acids.
UAUGCAAAUCCCGCUCUGACAUCAGCAGUGAGAUCAAAGCGGCGCAGGACUACUUUAACUCGCUCUCACCCCCACCUCGACUCACUCUCUCCGCGCUCCUCCUGCCCUGACAGUCUCUCUCUGACUCUGGCUCUCCAAAGCGCACCAUGCGUGUUACCUGUGCAGAGAUACCCCACUACCUCCCGAGGCUGGAUUUUACUCGCGUGUUUGGCUGAUACCGAAACAGACUACACCCCUGAAAGGAUACUCACUCACCUCAGCUUUGUUCCUGUGCGCAUUUAUCCCACUGCGAGAGACGCCGGAAAGAGCCGUCUAUACAAUGAAGGCUGACUUCUAAAACUCAGCCCAGAGCGAUCUUUUGUCUUGCUUCUUGUGUGAACUCCAGUGUGAACUUUGGUGUGUGUCGUGAGCCCCUCUCACCAUGCGGAGCUGCUCCCAUGUCCUGCGUUUUGGUGUCUUCACUGCCCUGCUCCUGUCUCAGCUCUGCUCUGGCAUCAAAUGGCUGACGAUAUCGCACGCUCCAGCGUCUCUACACGUUAACCAGACUCAGCACUGUAAACUGCUGCCGGGUUUGGUGUCGUCUCAGGCCCAGCUGUGCCGCAGUAACCUGGAGCUGAUGCAGACCAUCAUCCAAGCGGCCCGCGAGGUCAAGAAAACCUGUCAGAAAACCUUUGCAGAUAUGAGGUGGAACUGUUCGUCUAUUGAUAUCCCCGCAGACGCACCCAAGUACCGGCCAGACCUGGACAGAGGAACGAGAGAGGCUGCGUUUGUGUAUGCCUUGUCUGCAGCCACCAUAAGCCACACUAUAGCGCGGGCCUGUACUUCUGGAGACCUGCGGCUGUGUUCAUGCGGACCCAUCCCUGCGGAGAUCCCCGAGCCGGGCUACAGGUGGGGCGGCUGUGCGGACAACCUGCACUACGGUCUCGUUAUGGGGUCCAAGUUUUCCGACGCUCCCAUGAAGAUGAAGAGGCCGGGUUCCCAUGCCAACAAACUCAUGCAUCUGCACAACAGCGAAGUGGGAAGAAAGGCCUUGAAAGAUGCUCUGGUCAUGAAAUGCAAGUGCCACGGUGUAUCUGGCUCGUGCUCCAUUAGAACGUGCUGGAGAGGCCUACAAGACCUGAGGGAAAUCGCCAUGGACCUGAAGACCAAAUACCUGUCGGCCACCAAAGUAGUGCCCAGACCGGUCGGCACUCGCAAACAGCUCGUGCCAAAAGACAUCGACAUACGGCCCGUGAGAGAGAACGAGCUGGUCUAUCUGCAGAGCUCCCCCGACUUCUGCACCAAGAACGACAAGCAAGGAUCUGUGGGCACCCAGGACAGACAGUGCAAUAAGACGUCGGUGGGGAGUGACAGUUGUGACCUGAUGUGCUGUGGGCGUGGCUAUAACCCUUACACAGAGAAGCUGGUGGAGCGCUGCCACUGUAAAUACCACUGGUGCUGCUACGUCACCUGUAAGAAGUGCGAGCGCAUCGUGGAGAGAUAUGUGUGCAAAUGAGAGGACGGCACUGCACAAAACCAAAGCACUAAACACAAGGCUUACUCCAGCUUUAGCAUGUAUCACCAUCCUGGACUCCUCCUGCGUCUUUUUUGUAUCAAACUCUGAGUGAGUUUAAGCCAGUGCUUCACACGCUGGGACUCUGGAGUGUGCGGCAGUGCCAGAGUCGUGAAGAUCACCGUCCUCUUGGGUUAUUUUUCUCCUUUCUAGAAACAGUAUGUCCCAAACAAAGGGACAUACAAAGUCUUUUUAUUCUAUCUUUAAUCAAAAUAAAUGUUAAUGGAUUUUAUGCUGGAGAAGAGGACAGUGUAAGCGUCAUUCCAUGGAAAAGGUUUUAGAUGGAACCUCCUGGUACUUUUUCCAAAGUGCUAAACACGUUUCCUCAAAGACAAUGGACAAGAGAGGACAAGGAGUACACAAAGGGAAUUUUAUUUUUUUUUAAUCACAAAGUUUUUUGUGGUUGAUAUUCUGGACACUUGUGAUAUUUUCUGGGCCAUAGCCACGCUCCUGUGGACUCGGUGAAGAGAAUCAAAGACUUUGUGCUGCAUUUUAUCUCUAUGAUGUCUCAAUCCAAGCAGUUCAAAAUAUAUUAUAUUUUUAGAGUAUAUGAACUCAUGGAUUUUGUAAACCACUUUUGUGUGGAUGUACAUACUAUUAUUUUGUAUACUGAAAUAA